Messenger RNA from Thalassophryne amazonica, 936 nucleotides. RefSeq names its product translation initiation factor IF-2-like. Lineage: Eukaryota; Metazoa; Chordata; Actinopteri; Batrachoidiformes; Batrachoididae. The transcript is spliced from 3 exons. The record is from RefSeq and is a predicted model, not a curated record. The coding region runs from base 1 to 936 and encodes 311 amino acids.
AUGGACCCCACCCCAGACACCAAAGCCCAAGAUCAGAAGACCACCCGAGCAAGGCGGGGCACCACCCCAUGGAGACCACAACCCCCAACCACCCAGCAGCCGUCGACUCCCCAGUGCCAACACCCGUGCCCCACUGCCACCACCCACCCCCCCAAAUGGGCCGCGGGCCCCACAGCCCCAGUGCAGGGCCCCAGGACCAUGGCAGAACUGGCGAGUGAGCAAAGAUACAGUGUUGCAUUAAAAGCAGAGCAGGAGAUGGCAGAUGGCAGACUGCCGUGGGAGGCCGCAGCCACAGCCUACCCUGCAAACCCACCACCGCCUAGUGACCCUGACUCUAAAUUCCCAGCGGAAGGAAAGGUGCAGCGCAGGGAGUGGGCCACAUACACCGGCCCCACCGGACCCCUGGCCCAACACCAGACCCAGCAGAGGCACCACCGAAUCCACGAGACAAGGGGAGGCGGGCAGACCCGGAGGAGCACUGAAAGCCCAGGGGAGGAAGAAACCAACAGGGGGGACAGGGGGCCAGGGAGCCGCAGAUGGACGGGCCAUGCCGCCCAGUGGUCUCCGAACCAGGGAAGGCACAACAUAGGACCCUGGAGCAGUAGGGGAAGCCACGGAGCCAUAGGGAGACAGGUGGGUCCCACAAACCCGGAGGGAGAGGCAGGGGUAUGGAGGGCCACAUACAUCCGAGCCCCGGGGAGAGGUAUCACCCCCCACACCCCCCGCCCAGAUUCCGGACCCCAACCAACCGAUGGCAGAGCAGACAGACCCAAUGUGAAAAGGAACGAUGGCCGCCCAGUUACCCCCCCGUCACCACCACCCCCACUGCCAAUAGGACCAAAAGCCCCGCAGUGUGGCUCCGGGGCCCCCACCAGUGGGCCGACCAGCCCCCCCCGGCACAGAGGUGCACCCAUGCCCCGCAAGGGAGGAGCCUGA